AUGGAUUCCGACGCCGAACAACGAGUCGCGCGACUCCACGAAUUAUCGUUAGAACAAUUGCGCGAAGAAUUAGAAUGCCGCGGAUUGAAAACGGAAGGAAUAUUACCCGUCUUGCGUGCGCGGCUGACCAAAGCCGUUCGCUGCGAGCAAUUAGGGUGGAGGCCGCCGCCGACUCCGGAAACGGAAGGCGAGGAUAGCGGGGACGAUCGCGCAUCGGGCGAAUCGAGUACCGGAACGAUCAUCAAGGACGAUCGAGUUCGGACCCCGGGAAUGGAUUUCGCGGAGCAUCUCUUGCAGCCUCCGUUACUACAGCUGCCGAGACGCGAACCGGAAAUUCGUGCGCCCGCGCGUCGUACCGAUUCCGCGACCGACGUAUAUCAGAUGAUGCGUCGGUGGAACCUUAAAUUCUCCGGCGCUCGAGGUUGCGACGCGGAAGCCUUCCUAUUGCGUAUCGAGGAGGGUCGCGCCCUAUUCACGGCCACCGAUGCCGACGUAUUCAAGUGUAUCCCUUUCUUUUUGAACGGCACGGCUUUAUAUUGGUAUCGGAACGAGCGCGGACGGUGGCGGACUUGGAAGGAAUUUGAAACGUCGUGGCGUGCGCGGUUCGGUAGUCCGGACUUUCAGUUCGCGUUACGCGAAGACAUACAGAGACGCACGCAGGGGGAAUACGAGUCGAUUGCCGAUUUUCUUACUUGUAUUCGCGCGAUGUUUGAGAGACUGAGUCCGCCGUGGAGUCUGGAAGAACAGCUUAAUCAGGCUCACCGGAAUAUGUUGCCGCGGUUGCAAAUCGUAGUUCAGCGCCGCGACUUUUACGAUUUUGCUUCACUGGAGAGUCAGGCUACGCGAGUGGAGCAGGGGUACGAAGCCGCUAGUCGAUAUCGUGCGCCUCCGCCGCCGGAACAGAUGAUAUUCCCGGAUCUCGCGUAUCGGGCACCGCCGAAGAGUUCUAAGAAAACUCCCGCGGUCGCGGCUAUCGGAUUGACGGAUAACCUCCCAGGAAAGAAGCGUGCCGAGAGACGCGCGCGAAAAGAGGCCGCUCGCGCGACGAAGGCGCAAUCUAAUUCCGCACGACAGAAUAGUGAGGCUGCCGCCUCCACGAGUAACGUCGCGUCCUCGAGUCACGCGAAUUCUGCGAAAUCAUCCGGCAAAUGCUGGAACUGCGACAAGGCCGGCCAUAUCGCACGCGAAUGCGCUGAGCCGCGCCGCCGGGAAUCACUAGGGCGGGCCCCGGUGAUCCCGGAAUACUUAGAAAAGGCCCGCGCGGAAGCCACGAGCGAGGCCUCUAGCUUGUCGUCCAGCUCACUCGGCGACGACGCUCGAACGCUGUCGCAGCUCCCGUACUGCGAGAUCUCGCUGGGGGGCGAAACCUUACGCGCUCUGAUCGACUCGGGGUCAAAUAGAACCAUCCUCGGAGCCGCGGGCAUAAAAAUUAUUCGCCGGUUGAGAUCGCCGAUUAACCGCGAUCAUCGUACGCAGAUUCGAACCGCGAACGGACAGCUAGCGGAGGUACGCGAAGAAGCAGAGAUUACGCUUCAAGUAGCAGGUCGAAGCCGCGACGUCUCCACGUGUUUGUUGCCGAGCCUAGCCGUCCCGUGUAUAUUAGGAGUCGAUUUUUUGCGCGCGUUUAAGGUAAUAGUAGACUUUGCUGCCGCGGAAUGGUAUUUCGCCGACGAAUCAACGUGCAGGUACCCCUUUCUAAAUAAUAAGGGAUCUGCGCAAACGUGCUGUGGACUCUCGGAACUGACCCCGUCGGAAACCGAAAGAUUAGGUAGAUUUCUUAAAGAGCGGUUGCCGGACCCUGUUGAGAAUCCCGGUGUCACUUCGCUUACCGAGCAUACGAUAGAUGUCGGACAAAAUAAGCCGAUCCGGCAGCGCUGCUACCUCGUAUCUCCGAAGGUACAGGAAGCAAUUCACGCCGAGGUAGAUAAAAUGCUGCGCGCCGGGAUAAUCGAACCCUCGCAUAGCGAAUGGUCAAAUCCGAUCGUGAUGAUCAAAAAGCCCAACGGAAAGUAUCGCUUUUGUUUGGAUUUCCGGAAGGUAAACGACGUGUCGAAAAAGGACGCCUACCCGCUGCCGAAUAUGAACGGCAUACUGGACAAACUGCGUUCGGCGCGUUACAUCUCGACGAUCGACCUGAGCCAAGCUUACUUUCAAGUGCCCCUCGCGAAUGAAAGCCGCGAAAUUACCGCCUUUAGCGUUCCGGGGAAAGGCCUGUAUCAGUUUACGCGGAUGCCGUACGGCUUGACGGGAGCGCCCGCGACAUUUCAACGGUUACUUGAUCGACUGAUAGGACCGGAGAUGGAACCGCAUGCUUUUGCGUAUUUAGAUGAUAUUGUGAUCGUGACGCCAACUUUCAAAGAGCAUUUAGAAUGGCUGGAUCGCGUGUUGCAAAAGAUCCUCGCUGCCGGAUUAACGAUCAAUCCCGAGAAGUGCGAAUUUUGCCGCGCACAAGUUAAAUAUCUCGGUUUCAUUGUGAGCAAGGAGGGAUUAUCAGUAGAUCCGGAGAAGGCACAGCCGAUUCUCGAGUACCCGGCCCCUACGAAUUUAAAACAACUCCGACGAUUUCUGGGUAUGUCGUCCUGGUAUCGGAGGUUUAUUCCUCAAUUCGCGACGCGGAGCGAACCGCUAACGCGCCUGUUAAAGAAAGAUCAGCCGUGGAAAUGGACCAACGAACAGGUCCACGCGUUUGAGGAAAUUCGAUCGUAUCUCGUUGCCGCGCCCACGUUGUCGCGACCCGAUUUCAGCAUUCCGUUCGUCCUUCAGACGGACGCUAGCUCGGUCGGAAUAGGUGCCGUGCUUACGCAAACUAUUAACGAGGAAGAACACGUAAUCGCUUUCGCGAGUAGAGCCUUAGCCGAUCCGGAAAAGAGAUACACCGUGACGGAGCAGGAAUGCUUAGCCGUUAUCUGGGCUAUAAAGAAGUUUAGACCGUACUUAGAGGGCUAUAAAUUCACGGUGAUUACCGAUCAUAGCAGUCUGCGAUGGCUUCACAACUUAAAGAACCCAACAGGUCGACUCGCGAGAUGGGCGUUAGAGCUUUUGGAGUACGAUUACGAGAUCAUACACAGGAAAGGCGCGCUACAUCACGUGCCUGAUGCGUUGUCGCGAAUGUUCGAGGGUGACACCGAGAUUCCCAUUGUCGCCGCUGUAGAUGUCGAAGAAAACGCGAACACGAACGAUGCCUGGUAUAAGAAGCGUCUUACGGAAGUCGCCACGAAAGCGCGUCCGUUUACCGAUUGGAGAAUAGUGGACGGACAACUAUAUUUCUGUCGACCGAAGCCGGUCGUGUCGGAGAUCGUCGAGGAUCUGGAUAGGUGGAAACUCGUGUUGCCUAGAGAGUUGCGGAGAGACGCGUUGAGAGAGGCACACGACGAACCGCGAUCCGGGCACCUCGGGGUUGAGAAAACCUACCACCGAUUAGCCGUUCGUUAUUACUGGCCGAACAUGUUUAGAGAUAUCACGGACUAUGUGAAACGGUGCGAGGUUUGUCAACGAACUAAGGUAGAACAGGCCAGUCCUGCGGGUUUAAUGGGCCACCGCGUUGUCGACGCUCCCUGGACCGUAGUAGCUGCCGACGUAAUGGGACCGUUCCCUCGAAGUAAGUCCGGUUUCACAUACGCCCUCGUUAUCCAGGAUUUAUUUACAAAAUGGAUCGAGUGUUUCGCGCUAAGGGCAGCUAACGGUAAGAAAAUCGUCGAGGCGUUAGACGAAGUCGUGUCGCGAUGGGGUACGCCGAAGUUUCUGUUGACCGACAACGGGACAGAAUUCGUCAACCAUACCCUAGUAUCUUUCGCAAAGGAUUACGGAAUCACAAUUACUAACACUCCCCCGUAUCAUCCCCAAGCGAAUCCGACGGAACGCGUGAAUCGUAUCGUGAAGACGAUGAUAGUCGCGUUUAUCGAGCAGGAUCACCGAGAGUGGGAUGAGCACUUGGGAAAGUUUCGUUUUGCGUACAAUACCGCUCAUCACUCCUCGAUUGGUACCUCGCCCGCGUUUUUGAACCUCGGACGAGAAUUAUGGCCUCCGAAAACUAUACGCGCAAGAUAUAAUGAAGUUGUCGACAUACAACGUAGAGACCCAGCUGAGUGGUCAGAUCGUAUGAAGGCUAUUGCGCCUUUGCGCGACUGGGUUUCCGAGAAUCUCGAACAAGCCUAUCAAAAGCAGUCACAGUAUUACAAUCUGAGACACCGCGAUGUCGCGUACAAAAUCGACGAUAUGGUACUCAAAAGACAGCACGUACUGUCAGCCGCGUCGAAAAAUUUUGCCGCCAAGUUAGUGCCAAAGUUUCAUGGACCGUUUCGAGUUAGCAAGAUAUUAUCGCCUGUCGUUUAUGAGCUCACCGAUGUAGAGGGUAGAAUCGUUUCAAAGUUGCCGGCAAUAAAAGAACGACGAGAGAUGGAGGGCUUAUUGAGGACUUUCCUCCAGCGCAACGCGGCCCUGCUGGACCAGGCCGAGAGGACAAACCCGGGGAUCUGGGCUGAGAUCGGCGAACUCAUCGCCGAACACCGACGAAGCCGGUAUACCACCAGGGGAGCGGUGGUGCGGGAGUUUCCCGCCACCGUAUCUACCGGCCAACAGACCGAACCACCGUGGUCCCGGUACCACGCCUUUUACGCGGCGUUCGGUGUUGAUUACGAGACGCGGUAUCAGGCAUCGCAAACCGAGGCGGUUGAGAUGCGAGACCUCGGCACCCAAGUCGCACCGAUCCUGGCAACGAAGGCCACCCAGACGAGCCCGCCGAACAACGAUAUUCCGAUCGUUCGUCCCGAUCGCAGUCUUAGUAUUUAUUUUGUCGAAAACAAAUUAGACCAAAAUAAUUUUAAAUUUUCAGGAGGAUCGACUAAUAAUGCAUCGCCGAGAAACGACGCGGCCCUGCCAAGAAUAGACGCGGCCCCGCCAAGAAUAGACGCGACCCCGCCAAGAAUAGACACGGCCCCGCCAAGAAUAGACGCGGCCCCGCCGAGGAACAACGCAGCCCCGCCGAGGAUUGACGCAGCCCCGCCGAGGAACGACGCAGCCCACGCAGCCCCGCCGAGGAUUGACGCAGCCCCACCGAGGAACGACGCGGUGAAUAGACUAAUGCAAAAGAAAGUAAACGAAGCGGUUCGGCGGGCAGUAAAUAGAGAAAGAAGAAAACGUAACACGCGCGCGCGACCAGCAUACAUGUAUGCAAUGGCUCCACCAUAUCCUCCGACAGCAUUACCUACACCGACGUACGCGGUGUAUGCUCCACCAGCACACGCUCCACCAGUAUACGCUCCACCAGCGUACGCCCCACCAGCGUACGCUCCACCAGCGUACGCUACACCAGGGUACGCUCCACCAGCGUACGCUACACCAGGGUACGCUACACCAGGGUACGCGCCACCAACAACAUAUCCGGCAGCAACCACAUACCCGGCACCAGCAGCGUACGCGGCACUGGCACCGGUGUAUCCACCGCCGGGGCGUUUUUAGAAUAUAUAAAUCACUCUCUUGAACUUUUUGGCGACAAUAAUUUUUUAAAUUCUGAAUCUUUAUUAUGAUUUUAUUAUAC
This is a messenger RNA of Nylanderia fulva, 5536 nucleotides long. The record is from RefSeq and is a predicted model, not a curated record. Lineage: Eukaryota; Metazoa; Arthropoda; Insecta; Hymenoptera; Formicidae.